AAGGGAGUCGACGGCACUGUGCGAGGUCCGAGGGGCCACAGUGGGAGGAGUCGGAGCAGGCGACAGCGGGACUCGAACAGUGGAGCGAGCGACUCGAGCAGCUAGAAUUUGGACAGGUUUUGCACCAGAGCAUGAUGCCAGAGAAUUGCUGCCGAUGCGCUCAAUUGUUUAUAGCAAUCGCUGGCCAGUCAAAGGUCUUUUUCCCGCCGAUGUGUGGAAUGCUGAUGAGCCAGCUUCCGCUUCACUAGAAGUUCAGCCAGCUCCUUCAGCUGCACAACGAGACCCAAGCACCUCGAUCCGUAUCCUCUCUCCAUCUCCAUCUCCACGCCAUCCCGCCAGCCUCUUCUUCAGCCCCGGGCUGCUGCUGCCGCUGCUUGCUGUAAGUCCACAUUACUAACUCGCCACGUUCGAUUGCUCGGCUUGGCUUCAGAGCACAGGUUGACAUACUGAGAGCAGCGCAGCGCAGCAGAUUUUCGUCCUUCGGCUUCUGACUUCCUUGACCCGGAGAAUUGCACUCCAUCGACGACGACGAAGGUCUUCUCGAUCCAGUUCUCGGCUUUCGUUCUGCUCUCUCUCUCUCUCUCUCUCUCUUCCCACGACCGGAUCCAGUAGCUAGCUAGGCAGCUGGUGGAUCACCCGGACAGGUGUGGAGUUCCUUGAAUCUGUCGAGUCCACUCGCUGCAUCGCACGACAUUUGGAUCACAGGAGGAGCUCGUCACCUCUCGGAGUGCAGUGCAGUGCAUUCCAUCGCGUUGCAGUGGAUUGGAUUGGAUUGGACAAAGGCGAUCUGCCGAGGUUCUCUGCGGCUCAAAUCUGGGGUAGUUGGAGCAUUGCAGCGUGGAUCGUCGAUAGUUCGAUCAUAUGGGAGUGCCGGGAGCAGCGGGCGCAGCAGUAGCAGCAGCAGCAGCUCGAGCUCCGGCGGAAGCGAUGGAUCGACACAAGAAGCGAGGAACGAACGUACUAAUGGUGGUCCUCUUCUCGAUGGUGCUGCUGGUGGGCAUGACGAAGAUCCACGCUCUGGUGACAUUCUGCGAUGAGGAGACGCCGACGACGGGAGAAUUCGAACAGGAGAUUGACACCCGGAGAAUGCUGACCGCAUCGGAAUUGAGCGCAGAAGCCGAGAGGAGAUUAGUCGUAGAGGCUGAGAUCAGGAGAAUUCUCGCCACGAAGAAAAAGUCCAACACCAAAUCCUCGGGCUACUUCAUCAGUUACAGCGCCCUGUCCGCGAGCCGGACGUCGUGCCCGCCUCGAUCCGGCAGGUCUUACUACACUCGGAAUUGCAAUUCUGCAUCCGGACCCGUCCGACCUUACUCCAGGGGCUGCUCCACCAUUUCUCGAUGCGCCAGGGACUCCGGGUAGAUUGCGGGUCCAGGGUCCGGGCUCUCUCGCUCGCUCGCUCCAGAGCCGAUUGCAGCCGCAGAACUCUUUCACCCUCCGAAUUGUUAAUUAAAUCAGUCUGGGAGAUGUCUUGUACCCACCACUUGAAUCCGCUUCCGUGCAGGUGUGGGGGGCGGGCAGGCUUCGAGCUUCGAGCUAGCCCGGCGUUUCAUCCCAACGGAAUCGGAUAUUUGAACCAUAAUUGUAUUCCAGGAACUCCCUGCUGCAGCCCCCCUCGAGGGGCGUUCAUCAUUCAUUCAUUCAUUAUUAUCUUUACAGUUUUGUGUGUGUCUACGUUACUCGGAGGAUUUGGCAGAUGUUGCAGUGUGUGUCUUCAUGUUCCUGUCAGGCAUUCAUUCAUCUCUUCCGCAGAAUCGUCGAGGCUCUUACUUCCGUUCGAUAAUAAAGUCCACUGCCCGCCCGCCUUGACACUCACUCGAGAGCGGCCCAAGGAACGGAAGCAAAUCGAAAAGGGGGAAAAACAACUUUUGAACUAUUCUAAACUAUAUACACUAAUCCUAGGCCGCUUGCCGAUUCAUCACCGGGGAUUCGGGUGAUGGGCUUGUAAAGAAUGCACGAGCGGCGAGCUAGUUAGUGCAGAAAUGCUUCGAGCUCCUCGUGCUCGACAGGUUUACUAGGACACGUAGUGACCAGCAGACCUGCUGUACGAUGGGAGUAGCUUAUCAAAAUUGAGAUCCCUCAGUUCAAGAGGGCUUCAUAGAAUUUACCGAACCCCAUCCUUCUGGGGCCGAUGUAACCGUGUUCUGCUUCUUUUGACAGUUGAUGAGUUUCAAAACUUUGAUAGGCACCAUGAAACUCUGUAACAACAUACCUUCACGUGGAUUCAAAAGUUAAGCGAUCUUUCGAAACAGUGACGUAAGAAAAAUGGUUUGAAGCCAAGGAGUGUGGGAUCUCUCUCUCGAUCUCUUUUCAAACCUCUGCUCUUGCCUGAUUUUCUCUGACUAGCUAGCUGCCCAUGGAUCACUACCAUUCGGUCUCUGCUUUGGAUGGGUGUCAUCUCCGUGCUUCCUCCUCGUGUCAGCCUGUCAAGUGUACCGUGCUAGUCAUAGUGGUACUAGUCUGUUGGUGAAGAUGACAUAUCCGCCCUGUUAUCGUUGUAGAACUCACCAUCGCAUCACGUAAACUCGUGUCUUUCAUUUUCAUGUC
This is a messenger RNA of Marchantia polymorpha subsp. ruderalis, 2544 nucleotides long. Lineage: Eukaryota; Viridiplantae; Streptophyta; Marchantiopsida; Marchantiales; Marchantiaceae. The record is from the annotation of a GenBank genome assembly.